Messenger RNA from Leucoraja erinaceus (little skate), 1130 nucleotides. Its product is annotated as small integral membrane protein 24-like. Bases 529 to 1023 code for a protein of 164 amino acids. The transcript has 8 exons. The record is from RefSeq and is a predicted model, not a curated record. Lineage: Eukaryota; Metazoa; Chordata; Chondrichthyes; Rajiformes; Rajidae.
UUGGAAUCUGCAACAGGAAUUCAGAAAAUGCACAUUAAAGAUACCAGUAACAGCUCAAAGCUCUCUACGUUAGCUGUAAAUUUGGGGAGUUGAUGCUUCGAUUUCCAAGGGUCUCUGUAUAAAAGCAGAGUUUAAUCUGCCAAUUUGAGCACAAAACUGGGUGAGCACUGCAUGAGUCUCACUCUCCAGAAACAAAACCUAGCACCUGCUCCCAGCGAAAAAAAGAUUUCAAAGUCCAUUCUUUCGUUGUUUAUUUGCAAAAGCACCAGAUAAUAAUAUAGCUCAUGUUGAAUUAAAUCUUCAGGUUGUUACUGUGCUUUCACUAAAACUCCCAUGCAACAUUCAUAAAACAAAGCUUCUUUUUAAAGGUCCUAGUAUUCCUAAAUAUUCAUGAGUAUUUAUUAGUUUAAUUGCACACACAAUUGCCUGCAGUGUUCAGAACUUUGAUCCUUGGCUUGCCAUAUAGAUCAGAGCACUCGGGUCACCUGUACUCAUUGUUUGGCACCAUCUUAGAUUCACCUGGUGAAAAUGGCUUUACCCUGGCAACCCCUUAUUGUUCUGCUUUUAAUCAACACUGCAAGUGCACAGAGCCGUUCAGCAAAAGCAGACACUCCCCUGGCCUGGCAACCUUGGCUGGUUGGGUUCACCGCUGUCAUUGUGUUCCUCUUCAUUGUCUUUGCUGCACUGAUAAUCAAGAAAGUUCUGCACGGAAAGAACAAGGAAACUGAUGAUUCUUGCCUUGGGUUAAACACUGAGGAAAGGAGCAAGGACAUUGAAAUGCUUGGCACCAACUCAUGCCCUGGUGAAAGGAACAAGGAAACUGAUGAUUCUUGCCUUGGGUUAAACACUGAGGAAAGGAGCAAGGACAUUGAAAUGCUUGGCACCAACUCAUGCCCUGGUGAAAGGAGCAAGAAGACUGGAGACUCCAGCAGGGACUUAACCAUUGAAGAAAGAACUUCAGACUGUGAGGAAUCUGAGGGAAUCUCUAACCCAAUGGAUAAGGAUAAAAUGUCCAACCUCUGAAGUGCUCUAAUUGGAAUCGUGCCGAUGAGUUCAUUGUCAUCCCUCCAUGGAUAAAACGUUUAUUUUCCUCUGAAUGUAUAAAGUGACAACUCGGUAAUUAAAAUCUU